This is a messenger RNA of Oryza brachyantha (malo sina), 1120 nucleotides long. Its product is annotated as E3 ubiquitin-protein ligase ATL6-like. Lineage: Eukaryota; Viridiplantae; Streptophyta; Magnoliopsida; Poales; Poaceae. The annotation marks the transcript as partial. The record is from RefSeq and is a predicted model, not a curated record. The transcript has a single exon.
GUCGUCCUCCUCCUCGUCGUCGUAGGUGGUGGUUUCGACGUGGCCAACGCGCAGUCGUCUCCGCCGCCGCAGCCGGCCACGAGGACGGUCAGCCGCACCGUGUCCACCGUCAUCACCGUCGCCAUCGGCGUCUUCUUUGUCCUAGUCUUCAUAUGUGUGCUCGUCAACCAGUGCUGCGACUGCUCGACUGGUGCCGCCGGAGGGCAGGGACAGUCCGUGCUUCGACGCCGCCGUGGGCUCGACCCGGCGGCUGUGGCCGCGAUCCCGGUCGUGCCGUACGCGGAGGUCAGGAAGCACAGGAGCGGCGGGCUGGAGUGCGCGGUGUGCCUCACCGCCUUCGACGACGCCGACGACCUCCGCCUGCUGCCGCGGUGCUCCCACGCGUUCCACCCCGACUGCAUCGACCCCUGGCUCGAGGGCCACGUCACCUGCCCUCUGUGCCGCGCCAACCUGGAGAAGCAGCCGCCGGCGCCGUCGCCGUCGCCGUCCCCCGCCGUGGAGUUGUCCUCCUCGCUUGCGGAGGCGGAGCCGCAGACGCCUGAGGCCGCGGCGGUGCGGGCCGAGGUGGUGGAGGUGAUCAGCGACGACGAAGAGGAGAGGAGGAGGGAGGAGGAGGAGGAGGCCGCGGAGCUCGAGAGGCUGCGCGCCGUGCGUCGGGCGGCGAGGAUGCCGAGGUCGCACUCGACGGGCCACUCGCUGUGCACGCUGCCGGCGCGCGCGCCGGGGGACGCCGGUGACCACGAGAGGUUCACGGUGCGGCUGCCGCCGCACGUCCGGGAGGAGGUGCUCAGGUCGAGGCGUCUGCGUCACGCCACGAGCCUCGUCCUCGGCCCCAGGGCCGGCUCCAGCCGCGAGGGGAGCUCCAGGGGCGGGAGCUGGCACGGCGCGCGGCGGUGGCCGUCCUUCCUCGCGAGGACCGUGUCCUGGGCGCGGGGCGGCGUGGGAGCGGCGGACUCGAGCGCGAAGGGGACGGCCAUGCCGUGAUUGCGGUCGCUGUGUGAUGAAAAAUCGGCGAGUUUUGUAACAAAAGUUCUCUUUUUUUUUUGCAAAAUUUACAAAUGUGUUAUUAUAAUUUUGAAAAGUUAGAGAUACGUCAUUAAUAUCUCAAUGAUAUGUGGGA